GAAAGAGCACAUAGUGCUGCAGUGCCCACAGACCCCACAUCCUGAUAGAGUUGUCUUUCAAUCAUAACCCAGAGCAGCACAGCUUUUUCACCUCUGCUUUUGGUGGACACUCUCUGAGCAGGGUCCUCAUCAAGACCUCAGCAAGAACAGACGACUGGGACUCCACAUCCACUGACCCACAGCCCACCUCCCAGCAGUGAAAGAACCCUGAUGACCAACAAGGGUUCAGUUCUACUAUGGGAUCCCCCUCAUUCUUCUUCAGGCUCUUCCUCUUCAUCACCUGCCUGGUCCAUCUCCUGUACUUUCUAAGUGUGUAUGGGUGGGGUCUAUACUCUGACAGAAGCCACAUUGUCACAGGGAACCUCACCAUCCUCCUGUGGCAUUGGCCCUUCGGCCCGUCCUACAGCCUGAAGGGAGACGUGUGCUGGGACAGGUACCGUAUCACUGGCUGCCGUCUGGUGGACCAGCGCUCCCUCUACCCCAGCGCUGACCUGGUGGUCUUCCACCACAGAGAGCUGAUGACGGGCCAGGAGCGGCUGCCGUUCCACCUCCCCCGGACGAGGCACCAGAAGUGGGUCUGGCUCUCCCUGGAGUCCCCUGACAACAAUGGAGACCUGAAGCCCUUCAAUAACGUGUUCAACUGUACCAUGUCCUACCGCCGUGAUGCCGAUUUCACCAUACCAUAUGGAAAGCUGGUGCCGAAGGACAGAGAUACUGGUAAUUACAGUAGGACAGAGAACGUCAUUCCUAAAAAUAAGUCCCCUCUGGCCUGCUGGGUGGUUAGUAACUACAACCCCCAGCAAAAGAGGAGCUUGGUUUACAAUAGCCUGAGGGAAAGCAUCAAAGUGGAGGUGUAUGGGCAAUGGGAUGGGAGAGUACUGGCCCCCAGCAACUUGCUGCCCACCAUCUCACGCUGCUACUUCUACCUGGCCUUCGAGAACUCCAUCUCCAAGGAUUACAUCACUGAGAAGCUCUGGCGGAACGCUUACCAGGCAGGGGCGGUGCCUGUGGUUCUGGGUCCGCCUCCAAAUGACUACAUGGCUGUGGCCCCGCCCAACUCCUUCAUCCACAUUGAGAACUUUACAUCCACUAAGGAGCUGGGGAACUAUCUCAGCCAGCUAAUACUAAACAAGGAGAGUUAUGCUGGGUACUUUGCGUGGCGGCGUAGCCAUCAAGUGAAAGUGUACACAGACUGGAGGGAGAGGCUUUGUAGCAUCUGCCCCCAGUAUCACAUCCUGCCUGCUCAGAAGGUGUACCGUGACCUGGAGGCCUGGGCCAGGUGGGGACACCAAGUCCGCUGACAGAUCCUCAAAGUCUUUCUGCAUCCCAAAUGAGCUCCUAUUCCAGUGCAUUGCUUUUGAACAGGUCCCAUAAGUACACCACCCUGUAAAAAUGUACAGCUUCAGAAGCAUCAGUCAUCUAUGAUCAGUGCUUUUCACAUGCAUGGACAUGUUUCAAUGAGUCAGUAAAUCACACAUUGAGUGACAGAACUUUCCUGUGUGUUAUAUUCCCACACUCUGCCAAUAACCAGUGUUCCUAUUUUCCUUCCCCACUCCCAGCAAAAUGACUUGAGAAAUGGCUCUUUGACCAUUUUAAUUGAUAAAUCACAGUAAGGUACUUAAACAGCAGAACUGAACCAAAGCAAUGUGUUACAGUACCAAAGCAUACUCAGUGCAGAAGUUACAGGAAAAGGGAAUAUACCAAUCCAAACAUUAACGACACUUGUAUAAUGCGUGGAUAUGAGAUUGACAAUACUUAUUGCAAGGCGUUCACUGUAAAGCAUAACACCGGCGACGUAAAAACCUUAACUGAGAACCAAAGCACAAAACGUAAAUUGUCAACUUGGAGUAAUUGUAACUACACAGGAGGUUGGAAUGGAAAAUAAAGUAAAGUAUUUAAAUGCGUGGUGGAAAAUAUACAGAUAACAUCUUUAGGUUUCCCCAGAGAAAUAGCCAGUUUCAAUAAAUUAUCAGAUAGGAUUGCGUAAAAACAUGUCACAAGAGAUCGGAGUCAGAAGAGGAAAUGACUUUAAAUACACAUUAAGGCACGAGAUUGUGACAUGGUCAUUUUUAGAAAGAUCAAUGCAACUAUUAUAGGAUUGCGGACACUGGUUGAGGGGCAGUACUCAAUGCCCCACUCGACAGACAUCCUGCCGUUUGUCCCCUUGGUGCAACAUGAACUACGGUUCCAGUUUUAAAAUAAUAAAAUCACUUAAGUUAGUCAGUGUACAACAGAUGAAAAAGACAUUCAUGGGUAACAAAACAUACCAGAAUUCUCAGCAAGACAAGUAAACUGUAUGUGUCAUACUUCCACUAUUAAAGUAUUCCUUCUGAACAAGACAAAGAAUACUUAUAGAAACUCUAGAUAAGACAACUGUCACCUGAAAAUAGCUAGCCACUGGAGGAUAAGACGGGACAACGAUAUUCAAGAUAAAGAAAUAAAAAAUAUCAAAAGGUCAGACUCAACAAAACCACAACUUUGUGCAAAGCCAUCUCAUACUGGAUUCAGAGCCGAUGGGCAAACCCUCCCCAUCCCUUAAAUAGUCAUGAUGCUGGCUGGGGCAUCAAGCGUUGUGCAGAUGACUCGCAGCUGAACUGGGUGGGAGGCAAGGCACAACAGAUGAAAAGUCAACAUGAAGCAGAGACAAGGCAGUGUCAAGAUUCCCUGGCCUUAAAGACACCAGGAAGUUCCAGCUUUGAGCCAUUUAUUUACUGGCCUACAAGCCCCCGCUCACUUGACUUGCUCUCCGUGGUCCAGAGGGACUAGGGUGUGGUAGAACUGCAUAUGGAGGACAACAGCCUGGGUUGGUGGGGACUGAAGGAAUAAAGAGAGGUAGCCAUGUUGGGUGGGGAAGGGAAGAGGUGGCCACAUGGCCCGGGCCAGUUUGGAGAACUGGAACCUGUUUAGCUUGUCAGGUGACCCACCAGUCCAGGGUGCAGGGCCUGCUUAAAGACAUCUGGCCUCUGGAGGGGGGGCAUGUAGAAGGUGGGGCCCCCAGGGUGGCUGGAGAGAGAGUACCCCUGCCCAGGCAGGGGGGAGUGAGCCAUGUGCGGGGGAGGGGGGCUCUGCUCAUAGUACUGUCCUUCACACUCCUCAUCGAAUGGAAGGGCCAGGCGCUUGCCCUUCUGUCUGCGGUUACAGAACCACACACGCACCACCUGCCAAAAACAACAUAAGUCACAUGCUGACCAAAAAGUAUUUCCACACCUCUUAUAUUAGAAAUACAGAACUUAAUAGGGUCAGAAGUUAACAGCACUAAGAUUCAAACCAUGUCAACACAAGCAAGAAAGCAUUUUCCAUAAAUGCAUGUAAGAGGAACUUAAAAGCCAUGCAGGGUUGAGGAAGUAAAAGGAAGUAAGUGAUGGCCAGCUGUAUGGGACUCACAUCUCUCUCCAGACACAGGUCAUCAGCAAUGUGUGUGAUCUCCUGGGUGUUCGGUUUGGGACACUUGACAAAGUAGGACUCCAGAGCAGUGCGCACCGACCCCUCCAGACUGGUCCUCCGCUUCCUCUUCCUGGUGUCCACAAAUACCCGCUCGAUCUUGUACAUCUGGGGACAAACAUGAAAUUACAUUUAGACUGGGACAUGGCAGUGUGCUUUGGUCCAUUCCAGGGGUGGUAAUACUAUGGUGCCCCUCAACCUCCCCUAUUCAGCUUUUGCG
Molecule: messenger RNA, 3661 nt
Organism: Salvelinus namaycush (lake trout)
Lineage: Eukaryota; Metazoa; Chordata; Actinopteri; Salmoniformes; Salmonidae
Product: alpha-(1,3)-fucosyltransferase 7-like
Exons: 2
Coding region: 237-1301 (354 amino acids)
Cellular component (GO): membrane
Molecular function (GO): alpha-(1->3)-fucosyltransferase activity
Source: RefSeq, a predicted model, not a curated record